AUGUACGACCGAGCUAGUAUUUUCGUAUUAUUGCUCCUCUUGUCCUUAGAUUCACGGGACUGUUCUGCGAGCAUACAAUACGAUGUUGUUAAUAAAAUAUCACUUAAUACCGUUCAAGGCUGGGCAGUUAAACUUGGGACGGAAUUGUAUCACUUCGGAGAAUUUAUUACACGAAAGAAGGAAGUACAAGAUAGUUUUAAAUCUGCACAAAUUGAAUCAAGAGAUGGUGAGAAACUGGUACAAAAUAUGGCAGACGAUAUACGAGCGAUGAUGGAACUAAAAAUAAGUGCCGUAAAACGAAUAGUUGAAGCGGCCGAAAAUAUGGCUUUCGAUAAACAAAACGAGAUCGUUCCUGAGGAUUACCAAUUUUACAAUAGUAAAGAAAUGGAAGAUCCCUAUGACGAUAUGUCACUAACUACGACACCGGAGCCUGAGUUUACUAUGGAAAAUUGGAUUAUAAGACCUCCCUCUAAACCUGCUCAUGUUCAACAGAAUCCACACUUUUCUUACAUUCCUGUCAAUACUAAUUUUAGUAGUGUUCACGUCCCGACUAAUGUUUACGCUUGGGCACCGGAAGUGAUAAAAGGCAUUCAUUGGUCAGAAGGCUUAGAUAAUCAUUUUAUUAAUAAUUAUCAAAGCGAUCCCACAUUAUCUUGGCAAUAUUUCGGCAGUUCGACUGGUUUUAUGAGACACUAUCCUGCAAUGAAGUGGCGUGCUGAUCCAGUAGACAUUUAUGACUGUCGCACGAGAGCCUGGUACAUGGAGGCCGCUGCCAGCCCUAAAGAUGUGGUUAUACUGGUUGAUCGCAGUGGAUCAAUGACUGGACAAAGAAGAGACAUAGCCAAACAUGUGGUCACCAACAUUCUAGAUACGCUAGGCAAUAACGAUUUUGUAAGCGUGAUGACGUUUGCUGAUACUGUGGAAGAAGUUGUUCCUUGUUUUGAAGAUUCUCUAGUUCAGGCUACACUUGCGAAUGUCAGGGAAAUAAAACUAGCAUUGGAUAAUUUUGAAACAAUGGAAAUAGCAAACUUUUCGGCGGCACUUACACGGGCAUUUGAACUACUGGAAAUUUAUAGGAACAAUAGCGGAGGGGCAAAUUGUAAUCAGGCUAUAAUGCUAGUAACUGACGGGGUGCCGUACAAUUACAAGGAGCUCUUUGAGAAGUACAACUGGAAGUAUGAUACUCCAGUCCGAGUGUUCACGUACCUGAUAGGUCGCGAGGUAAAGGUAGCGGAUGUCAGAGAAGUGAAAUGGAUGGCAUGUGCUAACAGAGGUUUCUACGUCCACCUGAGUACAUUAGCUGAAGUUCGUGAGCGUGUGUUAGAACAUGUAAAUGUCCUAGCACGUCCUUUGGUAUUGCAGCGUGAAAAACAUCCUGUAGUCUGGACACCAGUUUAUGCUAAUGUUACGGAUCCUAAAGUAGCAGACUAUUUAUGGGAGCAACGCGAAAGAGCCGAACAAAAAGAAAGAUUUAUGAGUCAACGGCGAGACAAAGUGCUUUUUAACUCUGAGAAGGAACAAUAUAGACGAUGGAGAAUUACUCAAAUGAAGCAGGGUCAGUAUAGUGAGCUCGGGAACUCUCAAUAUCAGUUGAUGACUUCCGUAUCUAUGCCAGUAUACGAUUUGCGUCACAAUGAGAACAUCACAGAGAAUGUACUGAUAAAUGAAGCUUACUGGGUAUCAGUUACAAAAGAGUCCGUAGAGGAGAACGGACAAAAGGAGAUGCGUAUAGCUAGAUUGUUAGGGGUAGCCGGUACUGAUGUGCCCCUGUCUGAAAUUCAAGCAUUGAUGACUCCUUACAAGGUCGGCGUAAAUGGUUACGCGUUCAUAGUAACUAACAAUGGUUACAUACUCAUACAUCCAGACCUUCGACCUGUUUUCCAGCAAAUUAUGAAACCGAGUUAUAAUAGUGUAGAUAUGAUAGAAGUGGAGUUGUUUGAUGAUGAUCGCAGUCCAAGGAAUUUCAGCAAGGAAUUAACUGCGCUCCGAAAAGAAAUUAUUGACCAAAAAACUGGAAACAAGAUCAUGAAUGUAAAGUAUCAUAUGGAUGAUAUGAAACGAGUAUCACGAGGUAAAAGACAUUAUUUCUGGACCGGUAUCAGCGAUUCUCCGUUCACAUUGGUUGUGGCUAUACCAGAGAACUAUGGACGUCACUGCAUCACUCCACCACCAACUGAUGAUAUACAUCGAUUAUCACUUACAUCCAAAAAUAUUUCCGCUCGCCAAUAUCUGUCUGAUAAGUGGAGCGUACAUCCAGAUUGGAUGUAUUGUCGUCACUACGAGCGUACUUUUUCAUCACCGGAAGAGGAAUUAUCUUAUUUUCUAGAGCGUGUAGCGAAGCCUGGCUGGCGUUGGCCGGCCAAACCACGCCCUCCUGAACAUCAUAAGAACAAGGGUCAUGGACAUAGUGAAGAAGGCAGGAACAAAGCAUCAAACGCAACGCCUCGUAACGAGUAUUACUGUGAUCACGGAUUAAUGCAGGCAUUAGUUUACGAUGCGAGGAAUACCGCGUGGUUUAAUAAGAGCAUAUCGGAAUCCGCUUCUGACGACAAGGCCCCCUUGACAAAAGUGAUUGGAUUAUUACCGAGGGCUGAAUUCAUUCAACGUUUCGGAUACAUAGUGGCAUUUUUGGCGACACAUAGCGGUCUGACGCGAUGGCAAACACAUCCACCUAAAGAGCGUGAUGAUAGGCCAGAAUUCGGGAAGCAAUGGCCACGAGCGAUCGACGAAGUAUGGUACCGUCGUGCUGUAGAACAUCACUACGUGGACCCUCUCAGCUUCGUGUACAGCAUAGACCUAAGUACUGACAAGUUCCCUCUGAACGUAUCCUCUGCAAUGGUAACAGCAGCACACGCUGUUCUCCACGCAGACGGACAUAAGAAAGCGCCUGCCGCAGUCGUUGGAUUCAAUUUAAACAUGAGAGACUUAGCGAGUGGUUUGAGAACAUCACCUCUUCGUGCGAACAUAACAAAGAGUGUUAAGGAUACUACGCAAACCGGUCAAUUCUUUGGGAAGGUCCGACCGGACAUAAUGAUGAAGUUGGUUGAAGAAGAUGUGUUCAAAGCAGUCCAUAUAAUUGAUUAUCAAGCUGUCUGCUUUAGAGAAAAAAAGACAACGAACCCUGCAACCAUGUUAAUGACGCCCUUAGAGAAUUUGCGAAAUAUUUUGACAUGGUUCGUUACUACGUCAAUAUGGUUGUACAACACUGUAGCUGUCACUUUGGCUCAAGGGUCUAGUUAUUCCAUAGACUAUGAGUAUGUUACAACCACUGGUGAGUUUUAUAGAUCGAGCACCGUAGACAGUGUGGCAUAUCACAAUUACGAGAAUGACGAAGACACAGAUGAUCCGUCAAUGUCAAAACCUCCGACGCGUAUAUUGGAAAGAGAUUUUGAAAAACUGGUGCUUAUAAAUAGGACGCGACCAACGCCUUGCGAUCGAGAAAUGUAUCUCUACCAAUUAGAGUACAAAAAUCUGGAUGAGAAACUCAACAAGCCAUUGAGGGAAUGCGAGAGACCUUUCUAUGCUCAAUUAGUUAAUUACACUAAUAUGUUGUUAGUUGUCGUGGACGCGAUGUGUGCUAAGGUGGAAGUGCCAAUAUUCUCUAUAGAUCCCACAGAGGUGCAAUACAAUGAAUCGCUUCCAUGUUUGAAACAUAUGCACCCGCUAUACAGGAAGCAGCCUAACUCUUGCAUUCGAAACCACACUGAAGAGAGCAACAUCGACAUGUGCGGUCGCUGCAGUUUGCUUUCCAAAAGUAUCUUAUGGAUUCCAUUAAUCGUAAUUUUCUUACUUCAUUAUUCUAGAAAUGUUGUGAAAUGUUAUAUAAUUUAUCGUUAA
Messenger RNA from Danaus chrysippus (African queen), 3837 nucleotides. The record is from the annotation of a GenBank genome assembly. Lineage: Eukaryota; Metazoa; Arthropoda; Insecta; Lepidoptera; Nymphalidae.